CAGCCGAUGUGGGAACCACGUGAUCAGAAACUGUUUUUGAAAGAUAAGGGAGGAACGGAUGCGGCCUUCUGCACGCAGGCCCGAGAAAAAUCCUGCUGGGAAAGGUGCCAAGUUCAAAUUGGAGUCCCGGGGAUCGCGGCUUUUUGCCUGCAUACAUGCACAUCCGUACGAGGUCUGCUUUGUGUCAAAUAUUUCCUGGUUUGGUUCACCUGACAAAAAUACAUCGAACAUCAUUUCAUGCCUCGUACUGGAGAUAACAUGUACGUUUCCUGACCAGUCGUUCUUUCUUUUGUACGCCACUUACUUAACACAGCAGUCUCGUGGGAACGAGCUGUAGCCUUGUAGCCGACGUCCAAGCAGUCUAGAAGCUAAUAGGCUUGAUCUUCAUCGACUCGAAACAAGAGGAGCAAAUUAAAAUAAAAAUGAACCCUCCUCUGGCACUGGGCAUAUUAUUUCUCCUGGCAAUUUCUUGGAUGCUUUGCCCCACGAUCAAAGCGCAAAUAUACCCAGAAUGUCCUCGGACCGCGACAGAUACCGAGCAAAACCGCCUGGAGAUCCGUGAGACUAGCAGGAAAUUCGUCCAAAUCCUGGAGAGGUACCAGAACCGGCCGGUCGAGAUCGUCUUUGUCCUCGACUCCUCAGGCAGCGUGGGGUCAGGUAACUUCGGCUGCGAGGUGCAGUUUGUCCGGCACUUCUCUAAGCUGUUCAGUGUGUCUCCAGAGACGUCGCGUGUGGCGGUGGUGACCUACUCGAGCUGCAAUAAGAUCUACACCGAUCUGGACUACAUCAACUCCCCGGUCGGUAAGAACAAAUGCACGCUGCUUGGCACUGAUCUACCGCGGGUUUACUACCGAGGUGGGGGUAGGUGUACCGCAUACGCACUCCGUAGAGCCCACAGUCUUCUUGUGGCUUCUCGGCCGUCAACACAAAAGAUUGUCUUUCUCCUGAUUGCCGGCCAAUCCAAUGACGGUGGGUCUCCGCUUACAGUUGCUGCUGAACUGCGGAACAUAGCUACAGUCUUCGCCAUCGGGUUGGGCGACGGCAUCAACGUUGAUGAGCUGAAUGGCAUUGCGACGUCUCCAAGCAGCGAUCACGUGUUCCUGUUGACUCACCUGACGGAUGUCGAGACCCUGGCCGAGAAAGUGAUCGGAGAUCAGGUAGAUACGGCAUCAUGGGAUCACAACGUACCCUCUGACCUUUGCAACUCGCUCUGCCGGGGAAGUAACUGCUGCGACUCACGUGCCACCUGCUCAUGCGCAACACGAAUCGGAAUCUACGGAUGCGCCUGUCAUCCUGGGUACACUGGUGAUGGGAGACUAAAUCAAUGCACAGCAUGUCCCCGUGGUACCUUCAAAUCACAGUACGGCAACCAGGCUUGCGCCAGCUGCCCCACUCUCUCCACCACAGCGGCAGAGGGCAGUACAUCCCUCAAUGCCUGCGAGUGUCUGCCAGGGCAUCGAGGCUCCCCCAGCACGCAGGUCCCUUGCACGCCAAUUACAUGCCAACAACUGAGUUUCCCUGAGUCAUCCGGCGUUCUACUCGUUCCGCCGAACUGUGGCAAUCUCUACGGUACCGAAUGCCGUAUGCAAUGCCUGCCCAACUACAGACCACAGCCUGGUACCGCAGAUCAGUUGAUGUGUUUAGCCAGUGGCCAGUGGUCUGAUACUCCUCUCCAGUGCGACGAGUAUCCAUGUCCCGACUUCCCUCCGCCAUUGAACGGUGCAUUGGUUUGCGACACUUGGUUAGGGGGUCAGUUCUGUCGAGUGGCUUGUAAUGAGAAUUUUGAUUUCAACCGGAAACCUGCAACAGAAUACUUCUGUGACAACUCGGCCCAGUGGGCACCGUCGCCACUCUCUUUUGACGAUCCUGCUGAAUUCAGGGUUCCUUGGCCAGAUUGCACAGAAAUGAGAGAUCCCACAGUAGAGGCAACACACCAUGCCCAGUUCUAUGUUGGUGAUUGCCAGCUGGAUAAUAAUGCUAGGGUGCAGAUUGCUGCAGAUUUUGUGGCAAGGUUCCAGGAACUCAAUCGAAUCAUACCUGGCUUUUGCUCGGCCGACACAAGUUGCUCAGUGGAGAAUGUUAGUGUGAUGUGUGGUGACACAACUCAAGGGGAAGAGGAGAUUUCGGAAACAACCGUUACCUGCCCGGCGUUGCUCCCGUUGCGCCACGGCUCAAUGCGACCCUUAAAUUGCACCACAAGGCGACCGGUGAACUCUACCUGCCUUUUCAAGUGCAAAGAAGGAUACCGACUGCAGGGUCCUGCAUUCAGGAUGUGCGAAGCCAGUGGUAAUUGGUCUCAAGCUGGGGAAGAAGCUACCUGUGUGGACCAGGAGGCACCGAGGAACAUCUAUUGCCCUGACAACAUCAAGAUUGAGAGCAACGAAAGACAAACAAGCGUCAACUGGACGGUGCCUACCUUCAAGGACAACUCUGGAGAGCCAAUUCAAACAACAUUCAACCGAGUGCCCGGGUCUCACUUUUCCUACGGCCCGCCUGAGCUUAUUUGGUACAGAGCUGAAGAUGGGGCAGGAAACACAGCAUUUUGUAACUUCACGGUCGUAGUAAGACAGUAUCUAUGUCCCUACUUCCCUCCGCCACUGAACGGUGCAUUGGCCUGCGAAACUUGGUUAGGAGGUCAGUUCUGUCGAGUGGCCUGCAAUGAGAACUUUGAUUUCAACCGGAAACCUGCAACAGAAUACUUCUGUGGCAGCUCGGCCCAGUGGGCACAGUCUCCUCUCUCUUUUGACGAUCCUGCUGAAUUCAGGGUUCCUUGGCCGGAUUGCACAGAAAUGCGAGAUCUCAGAGCCGAUGUACUGUCUGGAGACCAGUUUUACAUCGGUGAUUGCCAGCUAGACGAAAACGCGAAGGCACAGAUCGCUGCAGACUUCGUGGCAAGGUUCCAACAACUCGACCAAAUUCUACCCGGCUUUUGCCAGGCCGACUACGGCUGCACGGUGGAGAAUGUUGAGGUGACGUGUGGUGACAUGACCCUAGAAGGAAAAGAGAUCUCGCGAACAAGUCAGCAACUUCGUCAAAACAUCUCAGCCGCAGCCAUCACCUGCCCAGCGUUACCCCCACUGCGUCACGGCUCAAUUCACCCCACGACAUGCUCCACAAGGCGACCGCUUAAUUUCAUCUGCAUGUUCAAGUGCAAAGAUGGAUUCAAACUGCGUGGUCCCUCGUUCAAGACGUGCGAGGCCGGUGGCAGUUGGUCACGCGCUGGGGAAGAGGUUGCCUGUGUGGAUGAUACCCCACCAGAAAUAAUCACCUGUCCACGAUCUGUGGUUAAAGAUGCUGAUCCCGGCCUGUCGUCGGCUGAGGCAAGCUGGGAUAUGCCAACUUUUCAGGACAACCUGGACAGAACAGAUGCUCUCACCGUCACGGUCACUCCAGACGGUCUGAAUUCCCCUCAUCGCUUUGAGAUCGGAUCAGUGGUCAUCACUUACAACGUGACAGACAGGGCCGGCCUAAGCUCAUUAUGCGUGCUGAAAGUCGUUAUUCGAGACACACAGCCUCCGACGGUGGAGGUCUGCCCUGGGCCAAUUAUUGACAUCACCUCUAGAACGAGGACGAAGUCUGUCUCGUGGGAUGAGCCCCAAUUUGACGAUAAUUCCCGCCAAGAUCUCCACAUCGUCAAAUCACACGAGCAAGGGGCUAAUUUUACCUGGGGUUCGCACAUUGUGACUUACACAGCUACAGAUGGGGCGGGACUGAGCGCCGAAUGUCGCUUCACGAUUCGCCUUGGACACAACAGAUGUCCAAAUUACCCGGACCCACGUAACGGCGGCAGGGCCUGUGACGAGUGGCUCUUCGGUGUGUUCUGUCGGAUAUACUGCAAAGAAGCCUUUGACUUCCCCCAAAGGCCAGCUCAUUAUUACAUUUGCUCUCAAGGGAGAUGGCGCACGUUUCCACCUAGAAUGGCCAUACCCUGGCCAGACUGUUCGGAAAUAGCAGAUUCAUACGGAUACAGACGGGGCAUGGUAUCUCAGUACUACGUAGGGGACUGUAGCAAUGAGAAGGCCCGGCAAGCAAUCAAGGCAGCAUUUGUGGACGAUUUCAAAAGGAGUGUGAAACGAAACGGUGGCUGCGUCGCGGACAACGCCUGCACGGUCGAGUAUGUGACCUUGUACUGUGGGGAUAUCGACGAGGACAGGCGGCGUAGAAGACGCCGUCAGAUUGCUAGUGACGGGACAGACUUCGGUAGCAUCGUCACCAUAGAUUUCACUGUGUCGACGAAGAUAUACUCUUUGGAUAAGACGCGAUACAAGGAUCAAUUGGCAAAUGCCGAGCAAACAUUGGAUGAAAUCAGCCGGGACUACGAGCGAAUUGCACAGGCUGGACAGAUGCGACUGGUGGUUGAGAAUGAAACCCUGCUUGUCGUAGAGGGCUCAGUCACGAUCAACAAGAGUGUUCCAAUGUGCCGUCGUGGAUCCGUCGCACUGAACGACACGAACUGCAUAAGCUGCGCAGUGGGUUCGCACUUCGACAGUAGAACAGAGACCUGCAAAGUUUGUGCUGAAGGGACGUACCAGGACGAGGAGGGGCAGGAUGAAUGCAAGCCGUGUCCCUGGGGGACAUGGACCGAUGGACCCCGCGCCAAGAAUUCAAGCGAAUGCCUGCCGGAGUGUAAACCCGGUACGUUCUCAUUGACCGGACUGGCCACUUGCCGACCGUGCCCCCAGGGUUCCUUCCAGCCUAGCUUCAAGCAAACGUCCUGUCUGCCGUGUAGGGAGGGUACCACAACAUCAUCGAAGGGAUCCAGGUCAUCGAGCAACUGCCAAGCUAUCUGUGGCCCAGGAACAUUCAGUGCAACUGGACUCCAUCCAUGUCAGCCUUGCCCACUGGGAUCGUAUCAGCCUGCAGAGCAGCAAACUCGAUGCAUCCCGUGUGCGGGUAGUGGAACGACGGCUGUGAACGGUGCUGCAUCUGAAGACGAAUGCAAAGGUACGGAGUGACCAGUUUACAGUGAAAUCUCCAAGGAUGAGGCAUGCAUUGAGACAGGUGAACGGUGUGCGUAGAUGUGUCUACAACGCUGAAUUUUUGUUCACCAAACGAACUCAAAUAUCAUCCAAAUUACAAGGAGUAGAAAAGCUCUUUAAUCAUGUUCAAAAAAUGCAGAAAUUUUACGAUGCAAAUGAUUUGUGGGGAUAAAACUGGUUCUCAAAGAGUACCGGGUUUUAAACUAAAUUAUUAGUAAAAAGAUAUUUUACCUCUUAAAUCCCUUAAGGUAUAAUAAUCAUAAUGAACAGCGCCCUCAAUAGUUUGGAGGUUUGUAACCAGACCAUGCUUGUCAGAAAUAUUUUCUUAUGUUUUCUCUUGAAAGAGUUUUGUCCAAAAUGUGACACAGUUUUCACCAGUUUUUUACUAGACCAACGUUAGACAGUUACCGAGAGGAGUUUUGCCAAAGAAGAAAGCAUUCAUUUGACUCUUCAUUUAAAGGAUUUCUUGAGAAGUAAAGACGAAAUUUAGUAUAGUGUUUAACGUUAGAUUUGAAUGAAGUUAUUGUUGUAGUGGAACUGUGUGUGCAUGUAUUUUGUAAGACAUGAAGCCAGUUUAAGUGGAUAUAAAUACCCAUAUAGGUUCACGCUUUAGAACACCAAGAUUGAGUAAAACUUCUGAAUUACAUUAGUUGUUUACUAAAGUUAUAUGACAUACAUAGCUUAGUCUUUAAUUUCCAGAUUUAGUAGAGUUUUCAAGUUAAAAGUGUUAGUCUUUAUCGUGAAUAAUUUCUUAAUGAAAGAACUGAUAACUUCAGUCUAGAUUUCAGUAACACAACAUUAAUAAGGAAAACUAUAUGCACAUCAGUAUUUUGAAUUUAGCCAGUUAUGUCAUUGCUUUAUACAUACACAAGUCCACAGAAUUUAGAUCAUCUUUGGAAAUUCAGUUUUGUUAUAAUGGAACAAGCAUUUAAAUUGUUUGUCAUUUCCGUGUUUUCCAGAUCGAAUAAACAUGGCUGAGUAAUUAGCCCUAUACGAUUCACAAGA
Messenger RNA from Acanthaster planci (crown-of-thorns starfish), 5984 nucleotides. Its product is annotated as sushi, von Willebrand factor type A, EGF and pentraxin domain-containing protein 1-like. The record is from RefSeq and is a predicted model, not a curated record. Gene Ontology annotation, biological process: signal transduction. Gene Ontology annotation, cellular component: cell surface. Lineage: Eukaryota; Metazoa; Echinodermata; Asteroidea; Valvatida; Acanthasteridae.